Molecule: messenger RNA, 1377 nt
Organism: Thunnus maccoyii (southern bluefin tuna)
Lineage: Eukaryota; Metazoa; Chordata; Actinopteri; Scombriformes; Scombridae
Product: snRNA-activating protein complex subunit 1-like
Exons: 1
Coding region: 108-1190 (360 amino acids)
Biological process (GO): snRNA transcription by RNA polymerase III; snRNA transcription by RNA polymerase II
Cellular component (GO): snRNA-activating protein complex
Molecular function (GO): sequence-specific DNA binding
Source: RefSeq, a predicted model, not a curated record
CAAAAGCAUCCUCACCUGCUGUGAUUAUGUGCAGAGCACCUUUGGACUUCUGUCAAGCAAUUUAAGACUUUUAAUCUUGCAAUUUGAAGGUCUGUUUUGUGGACAGGAUGCCUCGUUCGCCGCCUAUUUACUCGGAUUUCUUCGACCAGCCUCUGACAGAAGACGUGGAGGAACUCCUGGCUCGUUUCCAGCAGACUGACUCGGUGAGAUAUGUGGAGUUUUCAGCUAUCUGGAGGCAGAUGGGCUUCUCAGAUGUCUUCAGAGGCAUCACCAGUAUGGGUGAAAUGAAGAGGUUUUGCAGGAUAACGUUGGCCACAGCAAUGAAGUACUUCCUGCCGCCAUACAGCUACCAGAUCCGAGUGGGAGGUUUGUAUCUGAUGUUUGGUUUUUACCACACUCAACUGGCCAUACCACCUGUCAGGAUCAGGCUGGCUCUGAAGGACUGGGCUCAAGUUCAGAAGUUUCUCAAAGACUGUGUGGACUCUGGGCACCAUGAUGUGCUUUACAUAUAUCAGAAGCUUGUUGCAAGCAAGGCCAUAGACUACACCGCCAUGCCACAUGUUCUCACCUUCCAAAAGCAGAGAAAACCAAAGAAGAAGGCUGUGUGUGCAGAGUUUCUGGGGAGGAGUACCGCAGUCCAGGAGCUCAUCUCUGCAGAGACGCUGGAGGAGCUGACCAACAUCCAGAGCCUCUACAAGAAGAUGAAGGAGGCCACCGAGGAGGUCAGCCGCCAGGCCACCAUGACACAUGAAGACUUUGCCACCCGGCUGAGAGACUGUGUGUCGGAGUUCAUCACUUGGCAGGAGAAGACUUUCUCAAAGCAUAACAAAGACAAUGAUGAUGAGGAUGAGGAGGAGGAGGAGGAGAAACCAUCUGAGAUCGAGCCCAGCAGCAGAGCCAGGCUCCUGUCCUCCAUCAAGCAGAAGAGCUACAGCAACUUCCAGGAGGCGUCUAAGUCCCGGAGGCACCGGCAGGCCGAGACGGUGGACUCCUCCAGCUCAGGGGCAGAGCAGGUUCAGGAGACGGCCACUCUGCAGCGCAGGAGGCCUCCUUCACUACGGGCCCGGACCUGGAAGAACCUCGGGAAGAUGCAGGAGGAGAGCAAGCUCCAGGCUUGGCUCCUGAGUGCUCCUGAGCAGGAGAGGGUGCCGGUGAAGAGGACCAACCAGGUAGCACCCUUCAAGCCAUGAAGAGAAGCGAGGAAGAGGCACUUAAAGUCCAUUUGAGUUAGAAGUUAGUUUAGUCUGUUGCUUUUGUUCUUUAACCAAGUUUGUUUAAAUCAGAAAUUGAUGAUUUUUCACUUAUGAAUGUUAUGUGUCUGUUCAGUUGUUGUAUUGAUAUUUAAUUUGUUAAUAAAUAGAUUGGCUGGUUAAUAAA